Molecule: messenger RNA, 720 nt
Organism: Salvia splendens (bonfire salvia)
Lineage: Eukaryota; Viridiplantae; Streptophyta; Magnoliopsida; Lamiales; Lamiaceae
Product: secreted RxLR effector protein 161-like
Exons: 1
Coding region: 1-720 (239 amino acids)
Source: RefSeq, a predicted model, not a curated record
AUGGAUCAGAGACCAAAAGAUGAUUCAGAGAGGAGAGAAUUGAGCAAGAUACCUUAUGCAAACAUUAUAGGCAGCAUAACGUACACAAUGUUGCGCACAAGGCCGGAUUUGGCACAAGCCAUAAGUCUCACUAGCCGUUUUAUGUCAGAUCAUGGCAGAGAGCAUUGGAUAGUACUAAAGUGGUUAUUUAGGUACUUGAAAGGUGCUUCAAGCUAUGGUUUGGUGUACAAGGCAGGUGCUGAGAAUCAAGGUGGAACACUUGUGGGAUUUUGUGAUUCGGAUUAUGCUUCAAACAGGGACAAUAGAAGAUCUCAAACUGGGUAUGUGUUCAAUCUAUAUGGUACAGCCAUAAGCUGGAAAUAUGGUCUACAACAUGUAGUUUCAUUAUCUACAACGGAAGCUGAAUACAUUGCGAUGACAGAGGCUGUGAAAGAGGCGAUAUGGGUCAAAGGUAUUCUUGAAGAUUUUGGAGAAAAACAAGACACUGUGUAUAUAAAUUGCGACAGUAGUAGUGCAUUGUGUCUUGCAAAACACCAAGUAUUUCACGAGAGAAGCAAGCACAUAGAUGUGCGGAUGCAUUUUAUAAGAGAUGAGAUCCAAAGGGGAGAAGUUGGAGUCGUGAAAAUAUCAACUGAGCACAAUGCAGCUGAUAUGUUGACAAAAUCUUUUCCAGCCAUGAAGUUCAGAUACUGCAUGGAGCUGGUGGGACUUGUAGAGUGA